AUGAUACCAUACCCUGUGCGAGAUACCGACGAUCUUUCUAUCAAGCAUAAUCAUAAACACGCCAACUCUAGAGGUAGGCACGAUAGACGGCCGGUUUCGCGCCCGCCCGUUGUCAAGCAGAAGCCCAAGAACGGCAGCUCAGUGGUAGGCAAGCGCUGGAGCGCCUGGACCUUCGGCAGACCCAAGUCCAAUGAUUCUAAUAUUUCACCUGAACCUAAUAUUCGGGCCUCUACACCGGCUAUACCGGACGAUUCGACCCUCAUAGAUGCAGGAGACAAGAUAAUAACACGACGGACGCAGGUCGUCGAGUCAGUUGGUCCUUCAAACGCCCAACCGCAUAUGAUUCCCUUUGUACGCGCGCCAGCUCCCGUUAAUGCAUCGUAUCACAAAACAUCCACUGUUUCCCAGCAGAAAUAUAGCCCACAAAUGCUCGAAGGACUUGCCCCGCUUAAAGAAACUGCGGACAAUAAUGGCAAGCUAGUAGCGAUUUUCGUGCUGUUGGUGGUUAUCGCACUUUUCAACGCAAUGACCGGAAAACUCAUCGAAAGCAUAAAACAAAAGACUGGACUAAAUUGA
This is a messenger RNA of Lachancea nothofagi CBS 11611, 576 nucleotides long. The record is from the annotation of a GenBank genome assembly. NCBI's taxonomy places the organism in Eukaryota, Fungi, Ascomycota, Saccharomycetes, Saccharomycetales, Saccharomycetaceae.